AAGUCGCAGGGGCCGGUCGUAGGGAGAAAUUAUUUAGAAUGAAUCAAGGAGGCGGCCUCGCUUGUUGCGCUGUUUGCAACGAGAUAUCUCAGCGGAGAUGUAGUCGCUGUCUCACUACUUAUUAUUGUAAUACUGACCACCAACGACAAGACUGGAAAAGACAUAAAAGUGAGUGUGCACCCAAGUUACCGAAGCAGGGUACGAAAAGUGAUAAUUCAGGUGAACGUACGAUAGUUGGUGAAGAAGCCACGAAGAAAGUGAAAGACGGAACUUCCAACGUCACGGAGGAGAGUCACCAGGAGUGUUCAAAGGAUAGUAGUAAUAAAAGACAUUCAAAAAAAAGUAACUCGAAGUCCGUAAAAAAUAGUGAUAAAGAAGUUGGCACGAUAGGUGUUAGUAAACAUAGCGCACAAGUAUCAACUGAGAACGUUAAACAAAGUGAGCCAAGUACAUCGAAAGCCUCGGGGCACAAUGACAGUAGUGUGAUAUCUAGUGUAGUGUAUACAAACCGCGACUUGUCGACGAGUAGUGCCAUAACUUACGAGGGUUCCUCGGAGCAGGAGGUGUUGCGUGAGACUGCGCAGCUGCUGAGCACCGUGGACUUCUCAGCGCCGAGUACCUCUAAUGUGUUACGGGCAGUGAACAGGACUGACACUGCAAACAUGCCCGUACUGCCUAACUAUGGGGCGGAGCAGGGUACGAGGACGAAGGAGUACCCUGAGGCCUCACUGAAGGGCAGUGGGGCACCAUUUAGUCACAUGCCAAAUAGUUACUACAUGGAUCCGAGUGACUCUUGUUAUGAGAUCUGUCACAGAGUGAUCAGAGAUAUGACUCAGUAUGGUGUUUGUGUUCUGAACAAUUUCCUUGGCAGGGAACGAGGACUUAUGGUGUUAAAUGAAGUGUUAGAAAUGUAUAGAUCAGGAAUAUUCACUGCUGGUCAGCUAGUCAGGUCAAAUUCAGCAACAACAGAAGCUCAAACAAUCCGAAGUGACCUCAUUACGUGGAUAGAUGGCAAGGAACCAAACUGCACCUAUAUCAGACAGUUAAUUAGUCAAGUUGACAAUAUCAUACUGAGAGCGAACAAGAUGGCAAACAAUGGAAAAAUGGGUGACUACGUGAUCAAUGGAAGGACGAAGGCAAUGGUAGCAUGCUACCCCGGCUCAGGCAGCCAUUACGUGAAACAUGUGGAUAACCCAAACAAAGAUGGCCGCUGUAUUACCGCUAUAUACUAUCUGAAUCUCGAUUGGGAUGUCAAACGAUGCGGAGGAUUACUAAGGGUGUUCCCAGAGGGUACGAAUCAAGUAGCCGACAUAGCUCCCAUAUUCGAUAGGAUGCUUUUCUUCUGGUCAGACAGACGAAACCCACACGAGGUCCAGCCUGCAUACAGCACCAGAUAUGCCAUCACGUUAUGGUACUUUGAUGCACAUGAAAGAGAGGAGGCGCGAAGGAAUUUCAAAGAACGCGGCCAACCGUCGUCAAGUAAGUGAUGGCGGCGUCCGUGCGGUCCGCGGCCUGCGCACGCGCACCCCCAACCAAUCAGCGCCGACUGCCUAACUCCUAACACCGGUAUUCUAAAUUAUAUUAGAAGAUUAUAUUUAAAUUAUGUGCUGUUAUUGUUAUAGCGUUGACAGUUAUUGUUAUAUGUAUAACGUUACUGUUUAUAAAAUACUACACUGUACGUAGUUUAAAGUUUAUUUUUUACUUUCGAAGCAGUUUUUUUAAGCAUUAGUAAUUUCAGACUAUAAACUAACAUCAUCCUGCUAAGCAAAAACUGUUUCUAAUACAAUGGUAAUUAGACACACUAUUGUUAGCUGAUUUACGUGUACUAUGAUUUUAUAGUAAACUCCAUAGUAGUCUAGGUUUUUUGUUAUUUUUCUUCUAUGUUCUAUCCUCUAUCUCCUACAAUGGUGCUAUAUUUGCAUCAAUUUGAAUUCAUCAAUUAAUUAUAUCACUUUUCUGUUACUAAUUUUAACGAUUUCAACUUAAGGCAUAUUUUUUUAAAUAAUGUUGCGCUUCAUUACGAUUUUUUCCUGUGUCGUGUGUGCGUUUACAAACAUACAAGUUCACAUACACAUGACAUUUAAACCCGAAACAACAAUCUGUGGAUCACACAAAGAAUUGUUUCGCGGUACAGCAGCAUGUCGCCUAAUCAACGCGGCAACCGUACAGUCUUAAAGACUAUACCUAUAUCUUAUUCUCAACAUAGUCUGUUAUUUUAAUUUUGCAAUUUUCAUUGUUAUUUUGCAAAUUAAAGUAAUCGAACCUAUUAAAAUGGUUAAAAACACUGCUUCUUAAAGUUUUUUUUAACAUGGCGUAUAUAAAUAAUAAAGAAUUGUAACUUUCAAAUAAAAUUUUGACAUUUCCAUUCAAAAAUUAACAUUUACAGUAUCUUAGUUCAUUUCUCUCUCUUUCUUCUCUAGAACGAAGAAAAGAGACAAAUAAUUAUAAUUAUGAACUGUCUGACUGUAACAAUAGCAACACGAUAUGACUGCCUCACUUAGGCUUAAAUAAAUUUAAAUAAAUGUUUAUAUUAACAAAAUAUAAUUAUAGAAUUGUGUGACGAGUGAAUCUAUAUUAAUCGAAGCAGUCAAGCGCGUACAUUGCAUGUCAGUGGUGACAAUUGAAAAACGACCUUAAAUCCUAUGCUAUAAAGCUUAAAGAUGUCACACACAGUUGUCACCACUACUAGGCUACAUUGCAUGUCAGUGGUGACAAUUGAAAAACGACCCUAAAUCUUGUAUGGGAAGGUUUGAAAUCGUAAAACAGUGUCGCCACUGCCAUUCUAUAAAUAAAUAUAAUUUUAUAUUUUUAAAUGUUUAAUUUUCACGUCAAGCGACACAAGAGUCAUAAAUAUUAGAUAGAUAAUAUAAUUAAAUAGAUAGUUGUAGAUAAAUUCAAUAUUUUAUUAUUGUAUGGUUGUUUUUCCAUGCCCCCUAAAGUAUUAAUUUUGUUGAAAUAUAUUUUUUAUUUGGACAUGUGUCUUUUUAGCUGCUUUUUUUACUAUAAAUAUUUUUAAAGAACAUCGUACGUUAUGUAUGUAUUUAUCGCAUGGAAUAUAUAAAACUAUUACUAUAAUAGGGUAGAAAUGUUAAACAAAUAUGAGCCUUAUUUCUAUAGUAAUAAAAGCGCUAAAGACACAUUGUCAUAAUUAUGUUUAGUUUGUCUAUUUUGCAGUGUUAUUCAAUGUUUGAGCUAGUUCGCUGAUGUUUAGUCUUAUUUUCGUUUAUACUGCUACUUUUUGGUCUUUUAGACUAAGGCAAGACUUUCGAACUUUUAGGUAUUGAACUUAGUACGAUAUGUUUCUGGAUGAUAUUUGUUUGUGAAUUUUGAAUUCUUUGUUAUUGUGUCACGUAUGUCUUGUGGCACUCGGCUAUGGACAUUUAAAUUUUAAAUUGUAUCUCUCACAGCUUCGUUUGUUACGUCAAUUUAUUCUAUCACAUUACUACUUAGGAAAAGUGCCUUAAAAUCCGCGUUUAUAUCUUAAGUCCGAAAGUUAUUAAAAAGACCAAAAGUUCAAGCUUUUUCUGAUAGAUCUGUCAAAAUUAUCCGAUACAUUGCCAUGAACAUUACAUUGGCACCAAUGCCACUUGUCUAACGUAGGUACUGUAGCCAGUAGGUUAACCAACUGAUCGGUAUACUUUCAUUAGAUUUUGGACUUUAUGUUAAAACAAUAAAGUUGGAAAUUUAAUAAAAGAGUAAUUUGACCUGCUAGCAUCUAUGUGGCGUCAACGUUGGCUUACGCUUAAUAUUCAAGCCAUGGUGUAGGCGGAGUCGACGAGUAAUGUGUGUAAAAAGUGUAUUUUUCUCCUUAAUUUCUUUCCUUCCUCCACAAACGUCAGUGAACAGUGAGAAUGGCAAAGACUGAAUACAAAUUCGACACGUGUUUAUGAGAUUUCCUACAAAUGUUCGACUGUUGACCUAUUUUUGACCUUAACGUCUUACAUUAAGGUUCAAAAUCAACGUCGAUCGACCGGACAUUUUAUUUAUUUGCCUUUAUUGCAAAUGUUAUUUAUAUUAAUUAAUUAAUUUACUGGCUAAAUUAUAGUUUAAUCAGUAAGUUAUUUAUUAUUUUUUUAUAUACCCGGUUUUCUGUUCUACUGUUAUACUCGGAAUGUUGCCUUGUCAGACGAUCGCACUGAAAUAUAAUUAUGAAGUUAAAUAUUGUUAAAUGCUUUGGUCCUGUUUCAUAAAUACCGAUUAAGGUUCUAUUAGAAGGUAUGCCAAUUAUAUUCGCCUGUUAAGACUAAUAAAAUACUGAAUCGGUGGUUGUCAAACAGGGCCUUGGUUACACAGCGAUUUCCACCGAGUUAUAAAGGUUAUAAAACUGAAAUAUUAAGUUUUUAUUUAGGUGUGUUUAGUCACAAAAUACCUAUCAUGAUCAUGUGACGUUAAAAUACCUCUCACCGACAGUUUUGUAAGAAAUUGAUGUAAAUAAAAAUAAGAAAAAAUGAACCUAAGGUUUGGGUUGAAAUGGACAGACGUUGAUUGAUGUUUUAAAAGUCCUUUCUGUCAGUAUCAUUUGCUAUAUGCGUAAAUUAUGUCUUUGUAUCAACAAAUCAUCAAAUCAAGCUUUUGGCAGGAUUUGUUAGACUCAGUUGACCGAAAUCGACCGAGGCGCCAUCUAGGCACAGCAAAAUUUUGCCUGUCAAACUGUCUUUGUUCCAAACAACGUCUUUUUAUUUCAACCGCAUUAUGCAUACUUAAUUUUUAUUUUAUAAAGAAAUGUUGUGUGUAUAGUAUUGAAUUUUAUACAAAAUUAGUAUAAUUAUUUUGU
Spodoptera litura is the source of this 4774-nucleotide messenger RNA. It is a transcript of the gene Hph, whose product is annotated as HIF prolyl hydroxylase. NCBI's taxonomy places the organism in Eukaryota, Metazoa, Arthropoda, Insecta, Lepidoptera, Noctuidae. Gene Ontology annotation, biological process: cellular response to hypoxia. Gene Ontology annotation, molecular function: L-ascorbic acid binding; peptidyl-proline dioxygenase activity; ferrous iron binding. The record is from RefSeq and is a predicted model, not a curated record.